Messenger RNA from Racocetra persica, 354 nucleotides. The record is from the annotation of a GenBank genome assembly. Lineage: Eukaryota; Fungi; Glomeromycota; Glomeromycetes; Diversisporales; Gigasporaceae.
CUUUUCACCAAAUUAUUAUUACCAAAAAUUAAAGCCUCGCAACCAGCACGUAUAGUAAAUCUUAGUAGUCUUGCCCAUAGAUUGGUUCCUGAGAGAGGAAUUGAAUUCGAGAAAUUAAAUGACCCAAUUGCAUUUGAUUCAAUGCCUCGUUAUGCUCAAUCAAAACUUGCAAAUAUUUUAUUUACUGACGAAUUGAAUAAACGAUAUCUUGAAGGCGAACAAUCCAGAAUCGAAGAGAAAAAUUAUCUUGUAAAUUAUUUUGAACCAUUUGGCAACGAAAGUGAACGAUCAACAUUUGCUGAAGAUGACGAUUUAACUAAAAGGCUUUGGAAAUUUACCGAGAAUUUGAUUUGA